Rotaria socialis is the source of this 348-nucleotide messenger RNA. The record is from the annotation of a GenBank genome assembly. NCBI's taxonomy places the organism in Eukaryota, Metazoa, Rotifera, Eurotatoria, Philodinida, Philodinidae.
AUGCAUCAAUUAAUUUUUAUCGUUCUUUCUGUUGCUAUUAUACAAUUGAGCUGCGCCUGCUACAUAACCAACUGUCCUAUUGGUGGCAAACGAAGUUUAUUAUUAGGCAACAAUUUAAUUAGCCAUCAAUGUCCACGCUGUGGACUGAAUGGUCAAUGUUUUGGUUCAUCAAUUUGUUGCACUGGUUUAGCUUGUCCUGUAUCAAAUGGUCGAUGUGCUGCUAAUGGAGUUUGCUGUAGUGCAGAUUCAUGCCAAAUGGAUAAAAGCUGUUUGGUAUCAAAUCAAGAAAGGGAUGAUAGCUCACGUGAAGAUUAUCUAGCACAAGCGGAAAUCAUGCUUUUCGAAUGA